AUGGCCUUUUUAAGAAAUGCGCUAUACAAGCUUUCUGCACCAUCACCUUUAGUUUAUACUCAAAAACGUUUUUAUUUAUUAUUACAUGAAUAUGUGUCAAUGGGUCUAUUACAAGAUUUUGGCAUACGCGUACCCAACUUUAAAUUAGCUAGUACAGCAGAACAAGUUCACCAGAUAGCUGUUAGUAAAGAGCUUGGCAAUGAUUUAGUGAUCAAAGCUCAAAUAUUAGCUGGAGGUAGAGGGAAAGGAACGUUCGAUACCGGUUUGAAAGGUGGUGUCAAAAUGACAUUUUCUGCUGAGGAAGCAAAAAACUUAUCGUCAAAGAUGUUAGGUCAUCGUUUAUAUACAAAACAAACUGGACGAGAAGGAAAACCCGUUAAUAAAUUAAUUGUGUGCGAAAGAUUAUUUACAAGAAGAGAAUAUUAUUUUGCUAUCGCUUUAGAUCGUUCGUUUAAUGGUCCUGUCAUUAUCACAAGUACCCAAGGUGGCGGAAACAUCGAAGAGAUUGCUGCUGAAAAUCCCGAUGCAAUUAAUCGACAUCCAAUUGAUGUCAUUAAAGGAUUUGAACGUUCUGAAGCAUUGUCCAUAGCUGGAAGACUUGGAUUUUCUAAUGAGCUAUUAGAUGAAGCAGCUGAUACAAUGUUAAAAUUAUACGAUUUAUUUAUGAAAAAAGAUAUUGUUCUACUUGAAAUUAAUCCAUUGACAGAAGGAGCAGAUGGAAAAAUCUAUUGUAUGGAUUGUAAAAUAAAUGUUGACGAUAAUUCAGAAUUUCGUCAAAAAGAAGUAUUUGGACAUAACGAUACAUCACAAAGUGAUUGGCGUGAUGUCAAAGCAUCCGAGUCGGGUUUAAAUUAUAUUGGACUUGAUGGAGAAAUUGGCUGUUUAGUAAAUGGAGCUGGUCUCGCAAUGGCAACAAUGGAUAUUAUUAAAUUACAUGGUGGUAAUCCAGCAAAUUUUUUGGAUGUUGGUGGUGGCGCGUCAUCAACUCAAGUAAAAGAUGCAUUUGAAUUGAUUACAGCUGAUCCUAAAGUACAAGCUGUUUUAGUGAAUAUUUUUGGUGGAAUUAUGCGUUGUGAUACAAUUGCAUUUGGUAUCAUAGACGCAGCCCAAGAAUUAAAAUUAAACAUACCGAUUGUCGUACGCCUUCAAGGAACUCGUGUCGAUGAUGCAAAAGCAAUAAUAGCGAAUAGUCGAUUUAAAAUAUUACCGUGUGAUGAUUUAGAUGAAGCUGCUAGACUGGUUGUUAAACUAGCUCAGAUAAUUAGUCUAGCACGAUCAGCCUCUGUCGGCAUUCAAUUUGAAUUACCUAUUUGA
Messenger RNA from Didymodactylos carnosus, 1314 nucleotides. Lineage: Eukaryota; Metazoa; Rotifera; Eurotatoria; Philodinida; Philodinidae. The record is from the annotation of a GenBank genome assembly.